This is a messenger RNA of Leucoraja erinaceus (little skate), 2634 nucleotides long. RefSeq lists its product as uncharacterized. The record is from RefSeq and is a predicted model, not a curated record. The transcript is spliced from 3 exons. Gene Ontology annotation, cellular component: nucleus. NCBI's taxonomy places the organism in Eukaryota, Metazoa, Chordata, Chondrichthyes, Rajiformes, Rajidae. The coding region runs from base 389 to 1600 and encodes 403 amino acids.
ACUGAGGGUCAAGGGUUCGGGGCGAGACCCGGGAACGCGGCCCUGAUUGGCCCGGCGCACUUGAGGCCGGGCUCCCAUUGGUCCGCGGCGUUGGAGUGCGGGACUUCCGGUGCGAGACCAGCCGGGACUUCCGGCGCAGCGAACGCCAGUUUGAAGGAAAAUCUGGCGCCCAUUUUGUCCGUUCCCGCCCGGUCCCGUCUAGUCUAGUCCAGUCUAGUCUAGUCCAGUCCAGUCUAGCCGCCCGGUCCCGUCUAGUCCAGUCUAGUCUAGCCGCCCGGUCCCGUUUAGUUCAGUCCAGUCUAGUCCAGUCUAGCCGCCUGGUCCGGUCCUGUCCGGGUUUGUCCUGUCCCGUCUAGUCUAGUCUAGCCGCCCUGUCUGUCCGGGCGGGAUGGCGGAGCCGCGGGCCCCUCGCUUCAGUGACGCUGCGUUGCGGGUGUUGGUGGAGCAGGUGCGGGCCCACAAGGAGCUGCUGUUCCCCGCAGACGGCAGGAAGAUGCCGCGACAGACGCUGCGCCAGGCGUGGAGGGAGGUGGCGAUCGGUGUCAACUUACAGAGCGGAACCCCACGAUCAUGGCUUCAGUGCCGCAAGAAGUUCAACGACCUGACCCGCACGGCCAGGGACAAGUUGGCACACAAAGCAAGGAAUCUGACUUGUACUGGGGAACGGCCACCCUCCAUUCAAGCCACCACUCAGAUGGAGCAGGAAGCUCUGGACAUCGUUGAGAUAUACAGCAGCAGAAGCAUUGAGAAUGGCGAGGCUGGAGGCCAAGGACCACAGGAUGUAUCCCAUUAUUUGGGCCUUUCUGGGCAGGAGAUGGUGGUGGAUCACUUGACUGAAGAUACAUUGUCAGUGGCUGCAUCCUUCCAAUACACCACUGAACUCAAUGUUUCCAGUGGGAGAGAUGGGACAGAUGGAUCAGUUCGGGGCGAAUUAUUCGGUAAUAGUGAGCAAGACCUGACCAUAAUGGAAAGGACAGUGCAGGAGACAGAUGGCCGAAGGGCAAGCUCUGAAUCGAGUUACUCGGAGGAACACAGAGAUCUGAAUUUGAGUGGUCCAGCAUUUAAAAGAAAAAUAUUCCAUGUUCAUCAUCAGUUACUCGAAGCUUUGGACAGUCUGUCCAGGAGCUGUCUGACCCUGUCAGAGAGUGUAGAGGAGUCUGCUUCUAUACUGUGUGGUGUUCUGCCACAAGGAUUUGCUACUCUGCAAGCUACCAUGGACAAUGUGGCCAACACAUUAGAUGCUGCAGUGAAGCCUCAUGUUCAAGAGUCUGUGGGCCCUGCAAUAACAACAUUGAUUGAGGCUCAGACUGAUGCCAUUCAGGCUUUGGCUUGCACUAUUUCCUCUGGCUUAGAGAGGUUGGGGGGAUGUAUUGAUAGAGGUUUUAAUCAUGUAACAGUACUCCUACAGUCUGCCUUCCCACAUGUGAGUGGGAAUGUUGACUCCCAGACCUGUGGUUCUGCUGCAUUGGGAGAGACAUAUGCUGCUGCUUCUCGUAACGACAGAAUAGCUGGCUCUUUGCCAUGCCCUGACUUCCAGGCCCGACAGACCGCACAAUUACUACAGUCUCCAGUUAGGCCCCCUCAUGCUCCAACCCUUUGAGAUCGGCAAUCAUGAGAAUGGCCCAGUCUGCUGCACAAGCUGCAACCACUGGGGAAUCCGUGUGAAGGUGUAGCAAGGAAAGCACUUCAAAAGACCUGUAGGAAGGCACCUGAGUGCUAAUGUGGGUUCCAUGAUAUCAAUAAAGUGUAAAACGGGGGGGGGGGACUUAUGUUUGGCUCGGGGAGGGAACAGUGGCGUGGUCUGCUCUGAUAAAAAAAAAUGCCAUAAAGGAUGAUUCUGGUCACCUUUUUGGUGAGAAAACCGCAACCUCAGACCGUGUCGGGAAUGGUGCCAGGUGAUCUUGAAAGAGAUAUCCUGCGGCAUGCUGUGAUGAGUUUGCCAGUGCGUACAGGUUUAUGUUAGUGCAUGUAGAAACACCCUGGGGCGUGCUCUGCUGUGUACUUGGAGUUUGUGAGUGUGUUUGGGGAUAUUCGGCGUUACGUGAGUGUAUGUGUCUUAUAAAUUACUGAGGGAAUCAUUAUUAUCUGAAUCCAGUGAUUUAUCAAACACAACACUCCCCCCUCUUCCUUCCCACUCCCCCCUCCCCUCACCACCCCCUCCCCACCUCCCUCACACUUCCCCUCUCCUUUCUCUCUCCCCCUCUCUCUCCACCCUCUGCCUUCCCCCUCUCUCUCCCCUUCUUCAUCGCCCAUCUCUCUGCCCCUCUUUCCUCUCUCCCCCCUCUUUCUUCCCCCAUCUCUUGCAUCCCCUCUCACAUUUCCCCCCUCUCCCCGCCCUCUCUCUCCAGCCUAUCGGUCUCCGCCAUCUCUCCCCCUCUUGGUUUUUAAUAAAUUAUUAAACAAAUACAAGCCUUGUGUUGAUAGGCAUAAAAAGGCAUGUAUUUCCACCAAAAUAUGGUUAAAAAUGUUGAUGCAAAGAUGAAGUGUGCGUAUGUGUGGGGCUUUUCCAGAGUGCGUAUGUGCGGGGUUUGGUGCCGGCGAGGCCUGUAGAAUCAGCAAUAUUUUCCAGACGCUUUGAAGUUAUUUACUACACAAAUGAGUUGCUUAAAGCUUAAAUAAAGUUUAAGUAAAUUA